AUGUCGCUUAUUGGUCUUCCAAACGAUGUAACAGGUGAUGAAAAGAUACCAUUGGAGGAAAUGGAGGAGGACUACAAGUUCUCAGAGGAUGACAUGGAUGAAAAGAUACAAGCGCCCAAAGAAGGCAUUUUUUCGAAGGAGGAAGUGGAUGAUGAUCUCCCCAAUGUUUACAAGUUUUGA
Messenger RNA from Penicillium odoratum, 180 nucleotides. RefSeq lists its product as uncharacterized. The record is from RefSeq and is a predicted model, not a curated record. The transcript has 2 exons. The coding region runs from base 1 to 180 and encodes 59 amino acids. Lineage: Eukaryota; Fungi; Ascomycota; Eurotiomycetes; Eurotiales; Aspergillaceae.